This is a messenger RNA of Jaculus jaculus (lesser Egyptian jerboa), 513 nucleotides long. RefSeq names its product sperm acrosome associated 3 (gene Spaca3). Gene Ontology annotation, cellular component: sperm flagellum; acrosomal vesicle. The transcript has 5 exons. The record is from RefSeq and is a predicted model, not a curated record. The coding region runs from base 1 to 513 and encodes 170 amino acids. Lineage: Eukaryota; Metazoa; Chordata; Mammalia; Rodentia; Dipodidae. Gene Ontology annotation, biological process: fusion of sperm to egg plasma membrane involved in single fertilization. Gene Ontology annotation, molecular function: lysozyme activity.
AUGGCAUCGGCAGAACUGGAAGCCGUAGAAGCCAGGAUUAUGGCUCCUAGAAGACAACUGUUUCCACCUGGGAUCAUGUGGCUGGCCAUCUCCCUGCUCAGCUGCCUGCUAGCCUCUAGCAAAGCCAAAGUCUUCAGUCGCUGUGAGCUGGCCAAAGUGCUCCAUGACUUUGGUCUGGAUGGUUACCGGGGAUACGGUCUGGCUGAUUGGGUCUGCCUUGCUUAUUUCACAAGUGGCUUCAACACAGCGGCUGUGGACCACGAGGCUGAUGGAAGCACCAACAAUGGCAUCUUCCAGAUCAACAGCCGGAGGUGGUGCAAAGGUCUCAACCUGAACAGCGACAACCUGUGCCACGUGUACUGCACUGACUUGUUGAACCCUAACCUCAAGGACACUAUUAUCUGUGUCAUGAAGAUAGUCCAAGAGACCCAGGGUAUGGGAAACUGGGAGGCCUGGAGGCAUCACUGCCAAGGCAAGGACCUCAACGACUGGGUGGAUGGCUGUGAAUUCUAG